Molecule: messenger RNA, 498 nt
Organism: Closterium sp. NIES-65
Lineage: Eukaryota; Viridiplantae; Streptophyta; Zygnematophyceae; Desmidiales; Closteriaceae
Source: the annotation of a GenBank genome assembly
AUGCCUUUUGCGGCGUCUCAGGCGUAUCCUCCCCCCCUGUGGACGCCUGCAACGGCCAUGGCGUUUGCGUCUUGGACGGCCCCAGCAACACGUCCACCUGCCUCUGUGACGAGAACUAUGUGGUUGGGGAAUUACCUGGCAGCUGCCUACCUGUCGCAGCUCAUCGGGGACACCUGCGGCCGCCAGCUUGCCUUCUCCUCCUUCUUCUCCUUCACUCUCACCCGCCAAGCCGCCUCCGGCUCCGAAGGCUUUGCCGUUGUGGUGGCCUUUGAUUCGACCCUGCCCACAACACCGGCUGCGAGCGGCAUGGGGUAUGCGGGGAUGGGAGCGCGCAGCGUGGCAGUGGAGUUUGACACAUCCAAGGAUGCAGGCAACAGCGACCCUGACAGCAACCACGCUGGCAUCAACAUCGGCGGUAGUGUAAUGUCAGUGGUCACAGCCAAGCCCAGCUUCCCCCUCAAUGACGGCAAGCACAAGCGCAUCUCCCUGGAACAAUAA